This is a messenger RNA of Drosophila obscura, 1122 nucleotides long. RefSeq lists its product as uncharacterized. The record is from RefSeq and is a predicted model, not a curated record. The transcript is spliced from 2 exons. Bases 75 to 770 code for a protein of 231 amino acids. Lineage: Eukaryota; Metazoa; Arthropoda; Insecta; Diptera; Drosophilidae.
AAACCCGUAUUUAGUUGACUUUUCGAUUCAAUUCAAAUAUACAAAAUCUCACAUUGUCAGGCACGCUUCACAGGAUGUUUCUGCCGGCGCCUAACCAGACAUGCAAACGCAUCCAGGUGUCCUUUAUUGGUAGGUUCUUCUCCAGGCAACUGCAGCAGAUGAGCCAGCACCGAAGGACGUCCUAUGCCCGUGCAGCCCUUGAGCAGUUCCAGCCCCCAGGACUAUGCCAAGCCGUCAUCCCUCUGAAGGCCACACCCAGCUUGGUGGCCAUGCAGCGGAGUCAACAGUUCGGCGAGGAUUACCGCAUCUAUCAGCAGAACAUCGACCUGGACUCGUUCUUCGGGGAGCAGCCAAAGUAUGACAAGGUCUCGGAUGUCUGCCUGCUCAACGAUCACUUCAUACUGGUGAAGAUGCCCCAGUUCCAGUUCCAGCAGCCAGAGAAGCCACCUCCACAAAUGAAGUCCAAGCUGCCGCGUUGCUUCAAAUGCAAUCGCAGCAGUCGCGUCUCGCCCAUUCUGGAGGAGUUGGAAGAGCAGCCUCCUCGGAGGAGCUGCCUGAAACCCUGGGCCAGCAGGGACAUGGAUGAAGUGGAGGUCUUUGAUUCCACCACAACUAUAACAACCAUCCCAAGUAAGGCCAGCUGGGAUGGCCAGGCUGAUGCUGAGAUCUUCGAUUCCAGCACCAAAGUAACAACCUUUCCACCCUCCUCCGAUCCCUGCUCUUCUGCAGCUGGAAGCGAUUCAUCCAGCAGCAUCCGCACAGCCGCCUGACCUCAACCGCGGCCCACUCCACUGGUUCCUCUGGCCCUUCCGCCGACGGCUCCACGCCAGACCCAAGGCCAAGCCCCAGCUGGCCGCCGUGCACAAAACCUACUUUGUGCGCUGGAGCAAACCGCCGGACACCAUCUGGCAGGGCUACGGCGUGGACAGGGGCGAGAGGGAGCAUAAGAUGGCUCUGCGGCGCUGCCGUUCGGCUGUUUUCUGAGCGAAUCAAUCUACAGAUACAGAUCGUGUACAUAUGGGGGAUAUAUUUUUAAAAGAUUACUUUUUAAGGGUCCAAUAAUUAACUGCUUAAAGAGCUUUAACGGUUUCAGUUAUUAGUUUGAAGAAAAAUAUUAAAAUU